Messenger RNA from Xenopus laevis (African clawed frog), 1546 nucleotides. It is a transcript of the gene ccdc107.L, whose product is annotated as coiled-coil domain-containing protein 107 L homeolog. The transcript has 6 exons. Gene Ontology annotation, biological process: protein localization to cell surface; synaptic transmission, cholinergic. Bases 146 to 997 code for a protein of 283 amino acids. NCBI's taxonomy places the organism in Eukaryota, Metazoa, Chordata, Amphibia, Anura, Pipidae. The record is from RefSeq and is a predicted model, not a curated record. Gene Ontology annotation, cellular component: neuron projection; synapse; neuronal cell body.
CAUUUUCGUCCCUGUAUAAUUAUAAUUUUGGCGCUGCAAGGGCGGGGGCAACGAAUUCUGACUGAACUCUAGUGGAGAAGGAAGUGGUGGCAGCAUUUUGUGCUAAUAUUGUGGGGUGUGCACGGUAGUCAAAAACAGUGAGAACAUGGCGCUGUCAGUCGUCAACCAGUUAAUGAUAGUGAUCUCUCUUGCGCUGGUAGUGGUAACCCUCAUGCCCAGGAUCUUUGGCGGCGUGGGAACCAGAGAGGUAUCCAGCAAGCAGGAGCAGCACAAGAUUCCCCCUGUUCCCGGCCUCGCUAGUAGAGGUAAACAUGGUAAAGCAAAUAUGGCCCCAGAUGGACCAAAGAAGAGCAUUCCAAAUAAUUUAAGACGUUCAAUGGAACAAGAAAUUAAAACAGAGAAAAUGAAUGGAAGAAGCCAUGGCAUUGCUUUCACUCUGAUGCCCUUUUAUGCCAUAGGUGUGGCACUCUUUGCAGCAUUCAAGUUCACCAAAAUAAAUACAAAAGAAAAUAAUCAAGCACAGGUCGAAGAAGAAGCAAACAAAAGAAAGGCAAAGGAAACAGAAAACCAGCUUGUUGAACUAGAGCGUCAUCUUUUACAAACGGAGAACAUGUUGAAUUCUUUACUCUCACAGCUGGAUCCACUGUCUAACUGUGUUACUACCAUAGCUAAUGGGCAAAAAGAUGAAAUAAUGAAUCAGCUGCAGCAGAUCAGACAACUAAUGAAGAAAACUGGAGUGGAUAAAUGUUCAGCGAACGAUGUCUGCAAAGAUCUGGAAGAUAUUGAGCACUGUACUGACCUUCGUGAGGAAGAUGAGGAUGAAAAGGAAAGUGAAGGAUCCUUAACUAAUUCUCAUGAAACAAACAGGACUGAGUAUGUGGCAGAGGAGGAUUGUAACAACACUGAUUCACUGGAAGUAGCAGGCCGCGAUCACUUGAAUGAAGAUGCUAUCCUUUUAAAGGAAGGCUUGAGAAAACGCAUUGUGACUGAACUGUAAUAGCUCUUGGCAUUAACUUUGUAUAUAUUUAGGAUUAUUCUUAGCAAAUUUAGAAAUUAUUUAUAAAGGUCAUAAUUCAUCAGAUUAAGUUUAUAAUAUGCAGUAAACAGAUGGAUCACCCUGCAGUGAGUAAAUCUAGAAAUAUAAGUACCGGUAACCUUUUUGAUAUGCAGUCUGUCUAAUACCUGCAUUUCUGCAGGUUCAGACUGAAGCCUGUGCAUAAACCUAGGGUCUGGGUUGAGUGUGGGAUUCUGUUGGCUAGCUGCAGUGUGCCGUAGCUUUUACUCUCUCCAUCCCUCUGCUUCAAUCGGUGCUGUGCUAAUAACACCCACCUUUAAUGUCAUCUCUGACAUCACUGGGCCAUGUCCAGAAGGUGUGGGUUGAAGUUGAUAAGGAUUAGGAAAUUCCUGAACCACAGAUUGCUAUACUUUGUAUGUCGUGCUUACUUUACCAUGAAAAAGAAAAUAUAUUUACCAUAACAAAUUUCCAACAUAGUUUUAAUCUUCUCAAACCAUUGAAUGAGAUGCAAAUAAAGUUAACACAAACCUU